AUGAGCUCCGACAACGUUCCGGCCACGCCGGACGAGGCGUCCGAACACCGGGAUUUGUCCACGCCUGCGUCUCCAGGCUCUGACGGAUCGUCCGAACCUAGCACGCCGCUCGAAGCCCCGGACAGCCCUGACAACUUUCCCAAGCGAGUCCCCUCGUUGCGAUCCGUUUCCGAUCCCCGCAACAUGAACCCCAACUCUACCGCCCUUGGGCUGCUGGGUAUGGCCAGAAACCCUGUGCAACACUCGUCUAGCUUCGCGGGCAGUGCCGGCGCCACCAUGGAUAACAGCAUUAUGGCCAAGGCACGAGCACUGCACCAGCAGCGACUACAGAAGGGCAUGUCUCCCGUGAGCCCUCCCUCGCCCGGGGGACAGUCCCCGGCAGGAGGCAUGGCUAACGGCUUCCCGCCGAAUGUGCGCAUCCCCCAAAAUAUGCAACGGCCCAACCCCAUGCACCCGAAAUCCGCCCCCGCGGUACCAAAGUCGUCACUGAGUGAGAGGAGGGCGAAGAUGGGCGGCAUGGGCGGUAUGGGCGGCAUGGGUGGGAUGGGCAUGAAGCUGUCAGAUAUGGGAGGCAGCACCCCUUCUCCUACCGGAAUGCGACGACCAGGCGGUCUCAAGCUCUCAGACAUGGGAGGAGACAAGCCCGAACAGAAAAAUCCAAACGGAUCCGGCCAUGGUUCGAAGAUGGAUGACUUCAAAAAGUACAUUGACACGGACAAGGGCUGGGUCACAUUCGACGGCGCGGCCACCAUUACCAGGACAGGAGUCAACUUCGCCAACGGCCAGACGUUCAGCAUCUCCCUCGACGAAGUGGAAGUGCUAUGCGAGCUAGGAAAGGGCAACUAUGGAACAGUCUACAAAGUCAAGCACGCAAAGCGGAGAGCCCCCCGGUUUGGUCAAGGCCUGGGGGGAAAGCCCAUGCCGAUCCAGCAAAGCCGAUCCGAUCCCUCUCCAGUUAGGCCUACGGAGGACUCGACGGAGAGCUCGACCGGAAAUGAGGACGGCACUUCGGGUGUAAUCAUGGCCAUGAAGGAGAUGCGCUUGGAGCUUGACGAUGCCAAGUUCACAACCAUUCUCAAGGAGCUAGUCAUCUUGCACGAGUGUGUAUCACCCUAUAUCAUCGACUUCUAUGGUGCCUUUUUCCAGGAAGGCGCCGUCUACAUCUGCAUCGAACACAUGGACGGCGGUUCUAUCGACAAGCUAUACAGUGGCGGCAUCCCGGAAAAUGUGUUGCGAAAGAUUACAUACUCGACAGUCAUGGGGCUCAAGUCACUCAAGGAGGAGCAUAGCAUUAUCCACCGCGAUGUCAAGCCAACAAACAUUCUGAUCAACACCCGCGGCCAGAUCAAGAUCUGUGACUUUGGUGUCAGCGGCAACCUCGUUGCCAGCAAAGCCAGGACAAACAUUGGAUGCCAGAGCUACAUGGCACCUGAGAGAAUCUCGGGUGGUGGAUUCGCACCAGCCGGCAACAGUGAUGGGUCGUACAGCGUUCAAAGCGACGUAUGGAGCCUGGGGCUUACAAUUAUCGAAUGUGCUAAGGGCGCAUACCCCUAUCCUCCCGAGGUGUCCUCCACCAUCUUCAGUCAAUUGAGCGCAAUUGUCGAAGGAGACGCACCCUCCAUGCCCGACAAAGGCUACUCAGAUGCCUCCAAAGACUUCGUCAAGGCGUGCCUGCACAAAAUCCCCAUGAAGCGACCAACAUACGCCAUGCUCCUGAAGCACCCCUGGCUUAUCGAGUUCACCAAGCCUCAGACCAUCACCGAGGAGGUCGAAGAGGGCGAGGAAGCCGAAAAGGUCGCUGAGGCUGUCGGCAAGAUGGAUCUGGGCUCAACCACUGAGGAUCCCGAGGUGGCUGAGUGGGUCAAUGCUGUGCUGAAGCGCAAGGAAGACGGCCUUGAUAAGAGCGGCCCAUCCCAGCCAGCAUUGCACGCCGCACCGCUCGAUAGCGUCAGCCCCAUCGGGAGCCCGCUCGUCGGGGCGGGGCCGAUAACAUUUUAA
Ilyonectria robusta is the source of this 1998-nucleotide messenger RNA. RefSeq names its product kinase-like domain-containing protein. NCBI's taxonomy places the organism in Eukaryota, Fungi, Ascomycota, Sordariomycetes, Hypocreales, Nectriaceae. The record is from RefSeq and is a predicted model, not a curated record. The coding region runs from base 1 to 1998 and encodes 665 amino acids. The transcript is spliced from 2 exons. Gene Ontology annotation, biological process: protein phosphorylation; MAPK cascade; cellular hyperosmotic response. Gene Ontology annotation, molecular function: MAP kinase kinase activity; ATP binding.